Molecule: messenger RNA, 207 nt
Organism: Adineta steineri
Lineage: Eukaryota; Metazoa; Rotifera; Eurotatoria; Adinetida; Adinetidae
Source: the annotation of a GenBank genome assembly
AUGAACAAGGCUAAAGAUGAAUUAUGUACACGUGAACAUUUACAUAAUCGAAAUAUACUUUAUAAUAUGUUGGCACCACAAAUAUGUUUUAAUCCAUUUCAACGAAUUGAUUUUAAUCGUUUUCUUAUUAGUAUGAGAUAUUUAAUUCAUUAUACAGUUUCAAAUGUUUUUCAAUAUUUUCAUGAAGUUAUUGAUGCUCAACGAUAG